This is a messenger RNA of Rotaria socialis, 3219 nucleotides long. The record is from the annotation of a GenBank genome assembly. NCBI's taxonomy places the organism in Eukaryota, Metazoa, Rotifera, Eurotatoria, Philodinida, Philodinidae.
AUGGCUAAUACGAAUAGUGUUCAAGGGCAAAUGAAUAUUUCGGAAGAAUUGAAGUUUACAAAUGAACAAGCCGUGUUGAAUAACGAUGACCUACGAUUUCGAAAUCGUGAACAAUUAAUUGAAAAACUUGAAAGAGUCAUUCAAGAAAAGAAUGCUUCAAUCGUUAAACUUGAAGAACGGGAACAAUACGUAGAAGAUACAUUGAAAAAGCGAAAUGCAGAAUUUGUUACACUCGAAGAAAAAUUAAGAAAAUAUGAAGAAAAGACACAUACAUUUGAACAAUUACAUCAAUUACAAUUACAGACUUUUGAGAAAACAAUACGAGACUGUCAAAUUGAGAAUGAACGUUUAUGUGAAAAUAUACAUGAUCUAACAAGAGAAUUACAGGGGAAAACUUCUUUAGAUGCAAUUAACCAAGAAAAAGUCCUAACAUUCGAUCGUAUUGUUGCUGAUACACAACUUUGGCGAGAAAAACUCGAUUCAUACAAAGCAACUAUUGAACAACGAGAAAAAACUAUUGUUAAUCUUAAAAAAGAUAUUGAUGAAUUACAAAGAAAAAAGCAAUCAAUUACCUAUUUUGAGGAUGAUUCAUUACGACUUCAAAUUACAAGUCUACAAAAUAGUUUACGAGAUCGUGACAAUGAAAUUAAACAAUUAAAAUUAACACUUCGACGUGUUCGAGAUACAUUACAACCUAAUCAUUUAUCUCAUGACAAUCGUUGGAAAAGUUGUAGUGAAGAUAUUGGUCGAAAUCAAUGUGGAUUGAAAUCAUCUGAGAAUAGACGAUCUAUUUCUCCAGAUAUACGUGAUUCAUCUUCACCUAUAGAUAUCGAUUUUUUAAAAACAAAAUUUCAUACACUAACUGAUCGUUUAAAUAAUGUUCAAAAAUUACUUGUUAAUCGUGAUAAUCAAAUCAUUACAUUGAAAAAAGUUCAUGACAAACGUUGGUUACGUCUUAAACAUUUACAAAAGCAAUAUCGACUACUUAAAGAUGAAUUAAAAUCUUAUACGGAUGAAGAAAUCUUACAAGUGAAUUCUAAAAAUGAUUUUUCUUAUCGCAAAGCGAUACGUAAAACAAAAAAUAGCUGUUCUGUAUGUAAUGAUCAACGAUGGAAAAAACCAAUAAAAACCAAUAGAAAAUUAUUUAAACAAGAAGAUGAUGAUCAAGUUUGGAAUGAAGUUACAAAGUUCAGACGUGAACAUGCCAGAUUAACUAAUAAAAAUUUAAGUUUACAAGAAAAAGUCGAUAUACAAGAAGUUGAAAUAAAAGAACAAAUAACAAUAAUUGAUGAACUACGUAAUGAAAUACGAAGAGUCAUUGAUAAAGAAGAACAAAUUCAACCGAAAUAUAUACCAACAUCGAAUAAUGAUCAAACGAAUCUCAUAGAAAAACUUGAUAAAAAACUAUAUGAACUUGAAACAGAACGAACAUGUUUAAUAUUUGAAAAUGAACGUUUAAAGACUAAUUUAAAUUUAUGUAUUGAUGAAAAACAACAUUUAUUUGAACAAAAAAUGCAAGUACAUAAUGAAUUAAAGUCAUUUAAACUUCGAAUACUUGCAUUACAAGAUCAAAUACAUAAAUUAAAACGAACAACUGCUCAACUAAAUAAUAAACCAGAUUUUAUACCAAAGUCAAUAUCAACAGUCAAACGUCGAAUAAUAAAAAAGAAAUCAAAGAAACCGACAACAAAAUCAUGUUUAGAACUGUUGCUUGAUCAAAAUUCGACAUUAAUUGAUGAUCUUAACAAUGAAUCAAUAAUAUCUUAUCGAAGACGAAAUCAUUCAUGUAGUCUUUGUGAUCAUUCAAAUGAAAAUUCAUUUAGACAACAUAAAAGACGAUCAUCAAAGUCAUCAAUAAUACCAAGACAAAGAUAUGGAGCUUUGAAGAGAAUUUCUAUGACUACAAACCGCAUUAAUAUUCCAUUUACGCAUUCGAAUAAGACUCGAAAACCAAAUAUUUCUGUAUCUAUACCAAAAACUCCUUCAAUUCGAAUUUCAAUGCUACGUAAACGCAUCGAAGAAUUAGACACUGACCUUGCCGAUGCUCGACAAGAAAAUGAACAUCUUAAUCAACGUUUAACAACAACAUUAAGUCGAAUUAAUAUUCUGAAAACAUCAAAUCAAAAACUUGCUGUUGAAUGUGACAAAUUCAAAAAUAAUCCUAUGAAUCAAUCAACAUCGAUUAAUCAUGAUUCAACAGGUAUUAUUGAUACUAGUAUCAAUGUUGAUAAUUUAUAUGAACGUCUUAAAAAUACUUCAUUCGAUGCUGCUCAACAACGUAAAUUAAAUAAAAAUUUACAGGCAGAUAAUGAAUUAUUAAAUAAAAACUUACAAUCGCUAACUGAAAAAUUAACUCAUACUGAACGUGAUAUCGCUAGUAAACGAUUAUUAAUUGAAAAUUAUAAAACUCGAUUAAAUGAAAUUGAAACAAACCAUAAUCGUUCAAAUGACAACAAUGCUAAUGAAAAUGAUGAUGAACGAGUUAAAUCUUUAACUGAAACAAUGGAAAAAUUACGAAUAAGUAUCGAUUCAUAUAAAAAUCGUUUACAAGCAAUUACGCGAGAAAAGCAUGAUCUUGAUUCACGAUAUACUCAACUUGUUGAUGAACAUCAAAAACUUAAGAUUCGUUUUGAAGAUAAUCAAUCAAAAUUACGUUCAAGUGAACAACAAAUUCGACAAAUUCGUCUUAGUAAUGAACAAUUAAAUCAAGAGUUAACAACGUCUCGUCAAUUAUAUGAACAACAAUUAGUAACAUUGAAUACAAAAAGUCAAGAUUCAUUGAAAAAAAUUACAACAGAAUUAGAUCGAACAUUUCAACGUUUGAAUGAUUAUGAAAGAUUUAUACAUGAUCUUUUUCAAGAAAUGAUUCGACGAAGUACACAAAUAAAUGAGAAAUUAAAACGUGCACGUGAACACCAAAAACAACGUGAAUCAUUAUCAAUGACAUUACCUGGUUUCGAUUCAGCUAUGCAUACAGCUAGUAAAAUAUUAAAUUUAACUCAAGAUGAUCUCGAUGAAAUAAUGUCAAUUGCAGAUGAAAGUUUUCAAACAAAUGCAAAAGACGAAGGUACUGAUAAAAAUGAAAAAAUUCGACAAAAAGUAUCGAAAUUACUUAUUGCACAAGAACAAUGUGCUAGUAAACUUUUGAAGGUAUUCAGUAAAAAAUUAGAUGAAAUACAAGCAACUGAUCGUGAAUUAGCCAUGAUUCGAAGCUCAUAA